CCGCCAUUUUCUGUAAAGAAAAUUGAAGCGAGUGGGGAAGCUCGUAUAUUCUUGUUAUUCUGUGGAAUAUUGUUGCUAAAAUAACUGAUUUACCAUCUAUUAUUAGAAGCUAUCCAAAAAUAACAUGUCCGACCGAAAGCGUUUACUGGACGAACUAAGAGUAAUAGAUUUGCGUGCAGAGUUGGAGAAGCGUAACCUAGAUAAGAGUGGUGUACGCGGUGUACUCAUUACGCGUUUAUCAAAGCAUUUAAAGGAAGAGGGUCAUGAUCCUGAAACAUUCAAAUUUGACCUGAGUACACCUGAGGGCAAAACUCCAUCGAAGAGGACGCGACGUUCAGAGAGCACGGUGGAACAAGAGGCUGAAGAAACGCCCGCCAUGGAAGAUAUGAUUGUUCAAGAUGACGCAGGAGAGGAGGAUGACUCUGAAACGCAAGAUAACCAUACAAAGGCUGCUACCGAGGAGAAGACACAGGAAACUAUGGACGUUGAUGGGACAGAAAAAAUCAACAGGAAACGUGAAAAUAAUGAAGAACCUGAAACAUCUCCACCCAAAAAACCCUGCACAGACAAUAUACAAAAUGAGGAAGAAGAUCAAAAAGCUGAAAACAAUUUGGAGGAGGAUAGCAUAAAUUUGGACCUUGGCGAAGAUGAACUGCUGAAUGAAGAGACGGAUUCUACUGCAAAGCUCAAAAAAGAUGACGGCGCGAGUGAGGAGCCCACACCGAGCGACGAGGCUGCACCAGCGCCUGCUGCCGCUCCGAGCGACGCCGCCGUCGAUGACCAACAAGUAAACUCCGAAGCCGCCGCCACUAGCAAUGACUGCAAUAAAUCGGAUAAGGAAGCUAAAGAGGGUCAGGACAAGGAUGGCGAGGGUGACAAAAAGGAGAAGAAGGACGAUGGCAAAGAGGGCGGCGCGCGCAACCUGUGGGUCAGCGGCCUGUCGGGCGACACGCGCGCCAAGGACCUCAAGCAACUCUGCAGCAAGCAUGGGAAGGUAAUUGGAGCAAAAGUAGUUACAAAUGCUCGGACCCCAGGCUCGCGUUGCUACGGCUACGUCACUAUGGCUAGUGCCCAGGACGCUGAAAACUGUAUCAAGAACUUGCAUAGAACUGAGUUGCAUGGACGAAUGAUCUCUGUCGAAAAGGCUAAGUCUGAAUCAGAAUCAUCGUCUCGGAGGCAGCCGACAAGACCGGACCGCAGAUCGAGCAACGAUCGUAAAGAUGACUCGAAAGAUAAGGAAAACGAGGAUGGCAAGGAAGGCAACGAAAAGAGCACUGAAAAAGUAAGGAAAGAGGGAGAGGUGUCAGGUGAAGAGAGCACCAAAUCAGAAACGCGCGACAAGGCAGACCAAAAAGACAAAGACAAAGCCAAACGCAGCACCAGAAGUCGAGAAAGAAGAAGGUCACCAAGAGAAGUCCUCUCAUUUUCCAAGAUAUGGAAAGAGCGCGACGUGGCGCGUGCGCGCGAAAGGUCCCGCGCGGCACGCGAGGAGGAGCGGCGGCGGCGCGCGGCCGAGGACGCGCUGCGCGAGCGCGAGCGCCGCCAGCGCCAGGAGAAGCACCGCCUCGAGCUGGAGCGCGAGAAGUUGCGCGCCGAGAGGGAAAAGAUUGAGCGUGAGAAGAACGAGUUGCUGCGGCUCGAGCGCGAGCGGCACCGGCUGGAGCGCGAGAAACUUGAACUUGAACGACUCGAGCUCAAACGCGCGCAACUGCGCCUGGAGGAGGAGCGUCGCAAGCGCGGCUACGAGAGUAGCGCUGCCUACCGUAAGACGGCCGCCAGCCCGCCGCCCGACAACUACGAGCGCGAGCCGCGCCACAAGCGGCCGCCGCCGCCGCCCAUGUCAUCAAGCCGAGGCCAGUUCGAGGCGCCGCCGCCGCCGCGGUUCGAGAUGCCGGCGAGCUACGACCGCUCCGACAAGCGCGAUCGCGACCGCGACUACAAGCGGGACUACCCGAGACACGUCGCCGCCGGCAGCAUGAAGUACCCGAACGGCAGCUCGGAGGAGGCGCGGCAGCCGCUGCCGCCGGGCACGCGCGCCAAGGAGCCGGCGCGCUACGAGGCGCGCGAGCGCUACCGGCCCUCGCCGCCCGCCAAGCCCGACGCGCGCGCCUGGCCGCACCAGCACGCCCACGCCCACGCCGCCACGCGCUACCCCGACCCGCAGCCGCCCGCCAAAGGCGGCAGCAGCAGCGGAGGCGGCGGCGGCGGCAGCGGCGAGGCGUGGUCGGGCGAGGCGCGCUACGGCGCCUACGAGCAGCGCUACCCGCCCGCCUACCAGCCGCCCCCGCCCGGCGCCGCCUACCCCGACCGCUACGCGCAGCCGGCCCGCGACUACCGCAAGUACUGAACCCUCCACGGUAAAGGACAUUCUUUGAAGCAGACAGUUUAAUUUAGCAACAUCCAACUUCUUCAUGGGAGAUAAAUAUAACAAACGAUUAUUUACGUAAUCGCAUUGACGUAUAUAUCUCAGGACUGGCCUUACGGGCAAUAAGAAUGGGGCCAGUGUGUGACACCGCUACAACGCGAUUGGUUGAUGAGUUCGCAUCACGCACGCGAUUGGUUGACGAGUCCGCAUCACGCGCGCGUUUGGUCGCAACUAGUUGCGUUAGGCUGCACGAUUGGCUCGAAUUCGUGAGUGACACCGCUGAACUAGUACCAUUUUUAGUGCCCGUAAGGCCAGUCUUUAGUUUAGAUAUAAUACGUCAAUGCGUAAUCGGCUCAAAAUACUAUAUUGUGGACUUGAACUUGUGAAUGUGUUAAUAAUUGAAGGGAUGUUUACAAAAACAACAUAACUGACUACACUGGUUGACACCUGAAACGAUUAACAAUGUUCUUAAAAAAGUGUCAACCGCUCUAAGCAGUUAUGUUGUUUUUGUAAACACCCCUUCAAUUGUUUUCAAUGGUAGAUAUGGAAAUCUUUUUAUAAUUUAUACAAGCCGCUUAGUUAUGAUGCUAUGCUUCGAAAAACUGCGGUGAUUCUGACAAGUGUAAGGACCAAGAUGUUGAAUUAAAACGUUUAUAUGAGUGUUUUCUCAAAGUACAAAAAUGUGCAUCCUGCAAUUUCAUGUCGGACUUAAAAGUACUGAAUUUGAUUAAAGUUGUUUGCAAACGUAUCAGUAAAUAAUAAAAUAGGUAUGUAUGGGGUGCUUGGUGGUGAUGCCAGAAAUCUUGACUGUAUAUCAUUUACACUAAUUAUCUGUGUUACAGAGAAUUUAAGUAUUUUAAACUUGUAUAUAUUAUGUAAAAUGAAAAAUAAUAAAGUAAAACAACAAGA
Cydia splendana is the source of this 3274-nucleotide messenger RNA. Its product is annotated as SAFB-like transcription modulator. Gene Ontology annotation, cellular component: nucleus. Lineage: Eukaryota; Metazoa; Arthropoda; Insecta; Lepidoptera; Tortricidae. Gene Ontology annotation, biological process: regulation of transcription by RNA polymerase II; regulation of mRNA processing. Gene Ontology annotation, molecular function: sequence-specific DNA binding; RNA binding. Bases 125 to 2347 code for a protein of 740 amino acids. The record is from RefSeq and is a predicted model, not a curated record. The transcript has 17 exons.